Molecule: messenger RNA, 1714 nt
Organism: Anopheles merus
Lineage: Eukaryota; Metazoa; Arthropoda; Insecta; Diptera; Culicidae
Exons: 7
Coding region: 450-1406 (318 amino acids)
Source: RefSeq, a predicted model, not a curated record
CGUGGCACAUUAUUGCGGAUUUUAACUGUCGGUGUACUCGUUCGAUCUGACCAUUAGCUUGCGGAUGAUAAGGUGUGUUCGGGAGAGCGCUACAGGAGUGUCUCUCUUUCUGUGUCCCCGCGAAAUUAGGAGGAAAAAUACGUUGUACGGGAAAAUCGCCCAGUGCGCGCGCUCUUGGCGCAGCUCAGUAGCAGAACAGUAGCGGCACUGGUUGGAUCGUGCUGUCGCCGGAUAUUUGAAACACGCACACACGGUGGUAUUGUGAGCAUUCCGUCGCGCAUUUCCCCGUCUACUCCCGGCCCAUUUGUGUAAUCUGGCGUUCGUGCCAGCGUUCCAGCGUUCAUUUUGAGUUGCACAACCAGCAGCUUGGGUGAGAUAUCCUACCAGACAGAACCCCCACAAACAGCCAGUCCCCUAACUUUCCCUAACCCCCGCCCAAUCACACAAGUAUGUCUGACACGGAAGCGGACGCGCACGCCAGCACAAAUGGCAACGCCGGCACGAACGGUACGGCUCCAGCCGCUGCCCCGCUGCUACCCUCACAGAAAGUCCUCGAGGAGGAGGAAGCGGAACGCUUGGCAGAGGAGGAGCGCAAGCGCAACCGGGAGCCACCGAUCAUCUUUACCGAUGUCGACUCAAAACUAGAGCUGGAGCGGCUGGUUGACUUUGUCGACGGGAAGCUGUCGGAGGACGAGCAGGAGGCGGUCGAUCAGCUACACCAGUACCUGCUGCUCGGAGAGGGCGCCUGGACGUUCGGCGACUGCUUCCUGGUGUUUGUCGGCCGCAUCUUCCGGGACCAGCAGUGCUUCUCGACCGAUGUGCGUGUGCAUCUGCUGCGGGCGCUGGCGAAUUGCGCGCUGAAGGAGGACAUCAUUCUGCUGCUCCACCAGGACCGCAAAGAGCACGUGCUGAUGAACUUUGCGCAGGAUAUUGAUCGUCAUCCGCCGGAGGAGCAGCAAUCGAUCGCAUUAUUUAUGUGCAACCUGUUUGAGAAUAACAACGCGUCGGAGUGGCUGCUGUACAUCUCUGAGUGGAGCUACAAUGGGUUGACCACGUCCAACAUCCGGGCGACGACCAAGGUGGCGGUCCACUGUCUGCUGGCCACCUGCCCUCGGUUGCAGGAUAUCGGGACCGCGCUGGUGCACAACAUCGCCUGCAAGGAGGUGAAAACGGUCGUGUUCGAUGACGUCGCGGUCGAGAUUUCCAUGGCGCUUCUGCAGUUCUUCAACAGCUCGCCAACCGAGGAGCAUCUCUUCCGCACGAUGAAAGCGCUCGCUAAAUUUGUGCAGGUCUCCCCAGAUGUGCCACAGUUUGUGCAGAUGAUUGGACCCCAUCCGAAGAACUUCAAGGGCAAAAGCGAACGGGUCGACACCCUGAUCGAGCAGAUCAGCAAGAAGAUACGCUAACUACCUUCCCCCUGGUUACUUUUGUUUGUUCCUCAAACACUCCAACCGACUCUUAUCCUUGGUUUUCUGCUGGAGGUCCUUAAGAUGUUGCAAUUAGUGCGCGUUGUGGUCUGGUCGCGUGUGUUUUCCUAUAUGUCUCACUGUGUCGCUAGAUAUCUUUCUCUCUCUUGCUUUCUCCCUCUUUCUUCGCUUUUAGUUCCAACUCAAGACACAAUGCAUUAGCAAUAGCUCGUAACACACACACACAUACACACACACACACACACACACACACACACACACCACACACACACACACACACACACACA